UGAUUUUGGAGUUAAAAGGCGAACUCGUCGUGGUACAGUCAUUGCAUUGACAGGUUUCUCAAGUGUUUACAGCGGGAGACAACGUUGAAAACAACAGGUAAAAACUGUCCACGAACAGUUUAAAACUAUUGUAUUGAGUGUUACGGAAUUUUAUUUUUGAUAGAUCUGCUGAUGUUUUACUAUCGCAGAUCUUCGAUUGAUAUACAGUUCGAUUGAUAACAGAAUUUCAUCUGAUACAAUUCAAUUCGAUACAGAUUUUACGCGUGUUUAGACAAGUUUCUUUAUACACACCGUUUCUUUCCAAAAAACUUGUCAUAUACGGUGUUUUGAAAUAUAAUAAUUUGAGCCAAGUAAAUUGAGAAGUAUAAAACAAUUGGUAUUACCAUCGAUAUAUAAAAAAGGUGUUUAAUAACCGUGUAAUUAGAAUCGGCAGUGGCUUUCAAAACGGACGUUGGAACCACUGAACAGUUUUCAGGGUAUAAUUAUUAUUACCAAAACAGGUCCUACAGUACUUUUAAAAUUGGUGUGCCUCAAGUGACUUGUAUUAGUUGGUGUGCUGAAAGAACGGUUCUUCGAGGUGGUGAUAACCUAAAACGAUCGUGUAAAAUAAAAACGGGUAUUAGAAACGACAACAUUAUUUAGCGUGUGAAACUAUAGUAACAGAAUGGAUGUAAACAUAUUAUAUUAUAGUUUUAUAUAUUUAUUAGUGUAUAUAAGCAGUAUAUGUGGAUUUAGUAUAGAAAGAACAAUAUUCCCUACAGCUGAUAUACGUGUUUACGUUCAUAAACGAACAGCCAAGAUCUGGGAACCAUGGGAGUUAAACAGACGUAUUUGUCCGCCAUCUUUAUGUAAACAAGCUGAUGAAACCGGAAGAGGUGAUUAUAGACCACGUGGAACAGCUAACACAGUGUUCUUUCAAGGUGACAUCAUAUUAGAUCAAGUAUCAGAAAAAUAUAUAUAUCAUGAUUAUCAAAUAAGACGGAGAAGAAAAAGAGCCACAAUCCGUGUGAAAAGUCGAUUGUGGAAAGAUGGGAUUGUACCGUAUCUUAUAGUUAAUGAAAUUAAUCCUGUGGCGAAAAAAUGGAUAUUAAAAGCCAUGGCUCAUAUACAAGAAAAUACUUGUGUUCGUUUUAAAAAGAAGAAAAAAUCUGAUAAACAUUAUGUACUUUUUAAAAGUGAAGCGGGUUGUUGGUCUAAUGUGGGUAGACGAGGUGGAGAACAGAUUAUCAAUCUGGGUAGAGGAUGUGAACAUCUUGGUACAGCCGUACAUGAAAUAAUGCAUGCCCUCGGUAUCUGGCACGAACAGGCUAGAUCAGAUCGUGAUAAAUAUGUAGAGAUUAUAAAAAGCAACAUAUCACCGAGAUAUUUACCAGAUUUUAAUAUGAUAGAUAGGAAUGUAUCGUCAGCUAGAGGUUAUCCAUACGAUUAUAACAGUAUCAUGCAUUAUAGUCAGUUUGCUUUUACUAGAAACGGUGAACAGACUAUAAAGGUUAUAGGAGUUGGUAAAACUAGAAAUCUAGAUAUAGGACAGAGAGAUGGUAUGAGUACAAUAGAUAUAGCACAAGUUAGAGAUAUGUAUCAAUGUAAUCAGAAAGAAGAUACUAAAGCUACAGCUUGCCCAAAAGGAUGGAUAAAGAACUUAGCCAGCUGCUACAAAUUCUUUGACCAUCCUAAAGUACAAUUCUCGGCAGCCCAGCGGAAAUGCGCGUCUUUACGUUCAGACCUCGUUAGUAUAAACAGUCUGAAAGAAGAACGGUUCCUGGAGUCGCACACUUUAUCCAAAUAUAAAAAUGUCUACAUUUGGAGAACAGGAGGUAAAUUAGUAAACGGUACGUUCAUGUGGUAUCGGGGUGAGAAGAAGAAACCCCGAAAGUUAACCUACACUAACUGGGACAAAGGACAACCCAGGACCUUCACUUCAAUGGCUUUAUCUAGAAAUCGUGACACCAAUGAAAUCAGUUGGCAUGGUGUAUGGACAGGAUCACUCGUCCAACUACCAUAUUAUAUGUAUCCCUUCAUCUGUGAAAAAAGGGCAAAACGAAAAUGUUUAAAGUUGAAGAAUAAAGAUGGUCGCGAUUACAGGGGAACAUUAGAUCACACUAUAGAGGGGGUCACUUGCCAAAAAUGGUCGUCACAAUAUCCGCAUAAACAUGCAACUGUUCCCAGGUUCGAUAAUAAAGAUGACCGUAAUGGCCUGGGCGAUCAUAAUUAUUGCAGAAACCCGAAAGGCAAUAGAAAGAAAAGGCCUUGGUGCUAUACGGCUAAAAGAUCGACAAAAUGGCAGUAUUGUGACGUAGGUGCUUGUUCUAAAAAGACUAAGCCUAAACCUAAACCCGAUUCGAAAAGGGAACCAAUUCGACGGUAUCAAGUUGUGGAAGACCAAAAGCAACAGGGUAAAGAGAAACGUCAUGGUAAGCCGGGACAAAAACGUCGCAGACGACCAAUACGUCGGCCAGGAAAAUGAACAGCUAUGAUACGAGGGAUAAAUAUGUUUUAAGGCUGAAAGUGAUACAAGGGAAGAUAAUUGUGGUUUUUUGGUUAGAAAGAAUUUGACAGUUGUGAUAUCUGGAAGUAUUUUAGGAAUAACUUGGAAGAAACAUUGAAGACAAAUGUUGCUCAUUUAUAACUAACUAUGGGGAGUUGAAAAUAGUUACAUUUAUAAAACAGUAUAUAAGGUGCUUAUACGAAAGGCUGUAGUGAAAACAUAGAUUAACUUUCUUUAUGUAUGUAUGGGUGUGUGUGUGUGUGUAUUUAUGUUGUGUGUUAAAUAAUAAUCGGUAGUAAAUCAGGAGUAGGGUAGUACCUAUAUUGUGAUAGUGAUGACUAUAGGAAAGUUACGCCGUCUGUCUACAAUUAGCCGCGUGUGAGAACAGACACAAAGCUAAUUGGCCGACCUUUUAAUUUCUAAACCGACACAUUUUAAUAGAAAGUACUCGAAUUUUGAGAAGUAUUUAUUCCGCUUCCAUUUAAUAAAAUUGAAUUUUCUUAUUUAUUCUUCGUUGUAUGAAAGAUGUAUAAUAGAUUAGAGCCGCAUUAUAAAUAGUAUAGGCUUACAUAUGACUUUUGAAUAUGGCGGCCAUUAAGGCCACAGAUCUAUUCUCAAAGUUGAUAUUUCUCUGUGUACAAAAUGCAGUGAUAACUCCAGGAAGCGUUUGUAAACUUAUACAUUUUCCUUGUCACGAUUCUUUUACAUGCAUGUAAACAAGUACACGUGUUGACCUCGGCUUUUCAUUGUCAGAACCUUGGCCAGUGACAUACAUACUAAGCCACUGUGUCCAUCUUUUUAGUGUCUAUCAAACUGCUCUAUAUUGUUAUUGUUAUAUACACAACUUCUGACACUGGCAAGUUGAGUUUUUAGCUCAUCAUGUUUUAAUGGUGUAUGCGCAUGCCAGUCACAACGCCUAGUUAUUAGAUGAAGAUAGUUAUGACUUUGUCAAAGGGAAUACCUAUCAUCAAAACCUGGUUCAACUAUGAAUAUUCAUAUGCAUAUCCCAUCCAAUUCACAGAAGCUUCUCUAUUGUUAGGCCUUCUAGUAACUUUAGCUAUAGUGUAAGAUCCACUGCGCACUAGAUUGGGUGUUUAUUUUGCCCACCAUUAAUCAGGACACCUAUGUGACAUAUUACAGUAAUAUCUAUUUUAUACCAACAAGUUACGUUAUUCCCCGUUGUCUUAUGUGAACAUGAGUCUCGAAGGAAAGACCAAGGUGACUGACCCGUUGGCACAGGGAAAAUAAAUUAAUCAUCAUCUACAAAGUAGAUUUCCAAUACAUUUUUUGUACAAAAUGACAUUAUUAUAAUAUUUAUAAUUAAUCAAUAAAAUGUUUUAAUUCA
Patella vulgata (common limpet) is the source of this 3830-nucleotide messenger RNA. RefSeq lists its product as uncharacterized. Gene Ontology annotation, molecular function: zinc ion binding; metalloendopeptidase activity. The transcript has 9 exons. The record is from RefSeq and is a predicted model, not a curated record. Gene Ontology annotation, biological process: proteolysis. Bases 665 to 2464 code for a protein of 599 amino acids. Lineage: Eukaryota; Metazoa; Mollusca; Gastropoda; Patellidae.